GGUUUGCCACCCAGCCGACGCACCGCAUCAGCGAGGAGCGAGACGUUCGCAGCAGGACGCCGCAGUCAGGCGACAACUACUUGCGGUGGUCCGCAAAGCAAAGGUCAAAUUGAUGAAUUAGUGGGCAUUUCCUCACCCUGUGACCUCGCCCGGACAUGGACUUCCCCGACCAGCUCCUGCUGGCCGAGCUGAGUCACUUGCAGCUCUACAACGACUCGCUUUUCCAGCACAAUUUCAGCAGCGCCUACAACGAGACCGACGCCCUGCUGCCGACCGGAGUGAGGGUCACCAUUGUAGUGGUUUACAUGAUCGUUUGUGUCAUCGGCCUGGUGGGGAACUUCCUGGUCAUGUAUGUCAUCAUACGAUACACUAAGAUGAAGACGGCCACCAACAUCUACAUCUUCAACCUGGCUCUGGCUGACUCUUUAUUCCUCGCCACUUUACCAUUCCAGGGCACUGAUGUGUUCCUGGGCUUCUGGCCAUUUGGAAACGCCCUGUGCAAGGCUGUAGUGUCCAUCGACUACUACAACAUGUUCACCAGCACCUUCACGCUGACAGUGAUGAGCAUGGACAGGUAUGUGGCUGUCUGCCACCCCGUCAAAGCUCUGGACAUGAGGACACCUCACAAGGCCAAGGUGGUGAAUAUCUGUGUGUGGGUGUUGGCCUCAGCCUUUGGAGUUCCGGCCAUGGUGAUGGGGAACGUCGAAGAGGAGCAAGAGCAUAACAGCGUUGAAUGCAUCGUUGUCCUACCGGAGCCACGUAGUCACUGGGAUCCAGUUUUCGGCACUUGUGUCUUCCUCUUCUCCUUCCUUAUCCCCGUGGCAAUCAUCAGUGUCUGCUACAGCCUGAUGGUCAAGCGCCUACGCAGCGUUCGCAUCCUGUCAGGCUCAAAGGAGAAGGACCGCAACCUGCGGCGCAUCACCAGGAUGGUUCUGGUGGUGGUGGCGGUGUUUGUGGUGUGCUGGACCCCCAUCCAGAUCAUGGUCUUGGCCCAGUCGCUGGGCUUCAACCUGAGCAGCUUGUCCACGUUGGUCCUGAUGCAUUUCUGCAUUGCUCUGGGCUACGUUAACAGUAGUCUCAACCCCGUGCUCUACGCCUUCCUUGAUGAGAACUUCAAGCGCUGCUUCCGGGAGUUCUGCCAACCUUCGCCAUUCCGUCUUGACACCCAGCAGUCGGGCCGGAUGAGGAGCAUCGCCCGGGAGGUGGCGGCCGCCUACAGCUGUAAGGCCGAUGGGGGUGGGCCCGGUGGAGGGACUCCCAAUCCUGCGUGACUAGGCGUGGAGCUGCCUUUGGUGGGGGUAGACCACCCAAAGAGGGGAGAGACACCAGGGACAGGGAACUCCAACACAGAACUGACUCAGAUUACAGCUCUCUAGCGGCACGAGCCCCCCCGCCCCCCAACUAUACGAUUGGCCUGGGGUGGAGGGGAGUCUGAUGAGGAUGAUGGUCCAGAAGGGAAAAGAAUCUGAGAACACAUCAAGUUGGACAGAUUGUCUGACUGGGAAAAAGGGUUAGGGUUGAUUAAAAACAAGAAUCAAAUCAACUGUAUGGCAGACAAUUGGAUGGUAUAUGGUGCUACAUUUGAGAGUGGUUACAUCCUGGUUCUUGGAAUGCUCCAUAACUUUAGGAAGAUGACCUUUACGUGUCUGGGGAUAAACCCCAUUGAGGGUUUAUUUUUAAAACCAAUUCCCUUGCUCACAAGACUCACUGAUUGCAUAUCAGUUAGAGAGACAAAGACUGGACCUGUAUGGAGAUGAUGUUCAAACCACUAAUUUGGUGCUUUUAAGGAGAUUCUAUAUCAACAGUGGUGGUGAAAGGACCACACACAGAAUCAUUUUGGGCUUGUGAAAGGAAGGAUAAACAGCCCGAUAGGGUACAUAGAUCCCCUUUCUUAAAUCACUAAUGGGUCCACCAGAGUCAUGUGACCAAGCGUUGAAUGAAGAUUUUAAGUUGGUCGUAACGUGUACUAUGUGUAUAUAUACGACACAAGAUUUGUUGUCUCAAAACCUGUAAAGGGUCUUAUGAAU
Messenger RNA from Phycodurus eques (leafy seadragon), 2027 nucleotides. It is a transcript of the gene oprl1, whose product is annotated as opiate receptor-like 1. Gene Ontology annotation, biological process: neuropeptide signaling pathway; sensory perception of pain. The coding region runs from base 156 to 1271 and encodes 371 amino acids. Lineage: Eukaryota; Metazoa; Chordata; Actinopteri; Syngnathiformes; Syngnathidae. Gene Ontology annotation, molecular function: neuropeptide binding; nociceptin receptor activity. Gene Ontology annotation, cellular component: neuron projection; membrane. The record is from RefSeq and is a predicted model, not a curated record. The transcript is spliced from 7 exons.